Messenger RNA from Phaedon cochleariae (mustard beetle), 2167 nucleotides. The record is from the annotation of a GenBank genome assembly. NCBI's taxonomy places the organism in Eukaryota, Metazoa, Arthropoda, Insecta, Coleoptera, Chrysomelidae.
AGUGCAAAUAUACUAUUUUACGGUAAACAAACCUCAGUCUGUUCGUUUGUUAGAUUGUUGAAGUGUUAGUAUUGUUAGUAGCCAAGUAGUAUUCCUCUCCUCGAGCGGUCAUCUUGACUUGGAAAUGGAAUUGUGUAAUUAGUGCUUGAUAACCUGAUAACCCAAUAAUACCUACUAUUCGUUGAAUAUUUAGGUAAUAGUGCAAGUGAAAGAUAUACCUAGGUAGGACUAAAGUUUCCACAUCAGGAUCACCUUGGAAUUUUCGACGUUGGCUAUGAAUACAAUGGCUUCGAAAGGCCAGCCUCCCGGCGCCGCGACCUCGCCUAACUCGCUCCGCUAUGACGCUGCCCGUCCAGCCGGCAUGCGGCGAUAAACCAACAGCGCCCGUCCGCAGUCGCGACAGCAGCGCGGGCCGGCGCAGGCCGGCCUGUUGGAGCGCCGCGUGGGCCGACCCGCCCUCUGGUCGCCGGGAACGCCGCAGGGCGGUGUGCUCGUGGUCGGCGGGGUACGGGACGCUGACGGAGCGGGACGAGGUGCAGCCGGCUGCCCUGCACCGGUACCACGAGCAGCGGGGUGCGGGGUUCCAGGAUAGAGGAAAAGUGGCCGACCCGCCCCUUUCUACGCUCCGCCCCAAAGUCGAGUCGCUGUUCGCCAUGCCGGGCAUCAAGUCGAUGCUGGGCGGCAGGAGGCGGCCCGCCGAUCCGGGGGCCGACCCCGACCACGCCCACUCGCCGCUCGUGGCUAAAAGGGGCGGAGCGACGCCCGAGAUAGUCCCGCCCACUGUCACGCCCGAGAUAGUCCUGCCCACUGUCAGGCCGGCCUCGAGCUUGGCGAGUCUGCGCAAGUGCGAGACGGUGGUGGCGUUGACAGGGUACCUCAGAUCUUCUUCUUCGUCGGGCAGCAUCGAACCCCUCCGGCCGAUCAACAGGUUGCGCGCAUCGCCGCACGCCUCGCACUCGCGCAUGUGCAGUCGCUGCUCCAGCCUGCUCACGCUCGCAUCGACCAGUCGCUACUCGCUCAACUCGACGACGGGCGGCUUCGUGCCGGCGGCCUCGACCGCCCUGCUGUCGCCGCCCCGGCUGCAGGCGCCGCCCCAGCUGCUGGGGUCGCCGCCCGUGCUGUGCAAGCUGUGUCUGGCGGAUGCGCCGUACGGGGCAGUGAUGCGCAUCGAGGAGUGCGGUUGUGCCUUUUGCGUAGAGUGUAUGAAGGCCUAUGUGGAAUUUGAAAUAGGCGAAGGGUCAUAUGAUAUUUCAUGCCCUGAUGCCCAUUGUCCAUCUCAGGGAGUUUUACGACAAGAAGAGAUCAAAAGACUGGCUGGAAGUGAUUUAUUAGAGAAACAUAAUAUGUACCGCCUAAAUAGAGAAGUAGACCUGGACAAGACGCGCACCUGGUGCCCCCGCGCGGGCUGCGAGACCGUCUGCUCAUUGUGCCCCCAACAAAAGUGCGCCCCGCAAAGCGUGUACUGCCCCACGUGCGCCCACUCCUUCUGCAGCAACUGCAAGCGCGAGUGGCACGCGGGCGGGCCGUGCGAGGAGCGGGCAGGCAGCGAGGGCGGCAUCCCGUUCGACUCGGAGGCGAUCAAGUGCUGCCCGAUGUGCAGCGUGCCCAUCGAGAAGGACGAGGGGUGCGCGCAGAUGAUGUGCAAGCGGUGCAAGCACGUGUUCUGCUGGUACUGUCUCGCCAGUUUGGAUGACGACUUUUUGCUGCGCCACUACGACAAGGGCCCCUGCAAGAACAAACUGGGCCAUUCGCGCGCCUCCGUCAUCUGGCAUCGCACCCAGGUGAUCGGCAUCUUCGCCGGCUUCGGGAUUCUUCUUCUCGUCGCUUCGCCCCUUCUGCUGUUGGUCGCGCCGUGCAUAGUGUGUUGCAAGUGCCGAAUGUGUAGCGCGGCGAACGCUAACAAGCUGGACAACGAGGACGCUGUGGAUGAGUCGUGAUGCGCCCUUCAGUAGGGUGAUUUUUGGCACGAGUUCGUUUUGCCCAAACAUGCGUAUAGGCGAUUCCUAGAGACCAAUCGGAGCGAUUCCUAGAGACCAAUCGGAGCGAUUCGGGCUAUGGCGGUGAAUUCACAUCACCGAUGUUGGCAGUUAAUUCGAAUAACGAACAGUUUCACAUCAAAGGAAACAUAAUGUAUUUGUGUCAUGGUUAGUUGGUGGUUGAAUCAUCU